Setaria italica (foxtail millet) is the source of this 5471-nucleotide messenger RNA. RefSeq names its product pentatricopeptide repeat-containing protein At5g48910. Lineage: Eukaryota; Viridiplantae; Streptophyta; Magnoliopsida; Poales; Poaceae. The record is from RefSeq and is a predicted model, not a curated record. The transcript is spliced from 4 exons. Gene Ontology annotation, molecular function: protein binding; zinc ion binding; RNA binding. Gene Ontology annotation, biological process: RNA modification. Bases 42 to 2267 code for a protein of 741 amino acids.
CCCCGCACAGCUCUUCCUCAGCUGCGAGCGGCGGCCGUGCCAUGCCGGCGUCGCCAUGGCCGACCCCUCGCUCGGUGCGGCAAGCGUCCCAGCUCCACGCCAUGCUCACCACAUCCGGCAGGAUCGUCCACCCGACCUCCGCCGGGCACCUCCUCAACUCCCUCACCAACUGCCUCUCGGCCCCGCGCCACCUCCGCUACGCGCUCAGCCUGUUCGACACAUUGCCGCAGGACUCCACGUUCCUCUUCGACACCGCCCUGCGCGCCUGCCUCCGCGCGUCCGCCGGCGCGGACCAUCCGGUCCUCCUCUUCCGCCGCAUGCGCCGCGGGGGCGUCCGCGCGGACGCCUUCACGUUCCACUUCCUCUUCAGGUGCUGCGCCCUCCCCCGCGGUCGCGCUGUGCUCUGCCGGAUGCUGCACGCCGCGUGCCUCCGGACCAUGCUCCCCUCUGCCGCGCCGCUCGUAGCCAACCCCCUCAUCCACAUGUACGCCGCGCUCGGGCUCACGGACAGCGCGCGCCGGGUGUUCGACGAGAUACCUGUCAAGGACCCGGUUGUGUGGACAACGGUGAUCGGUGGGCUGGCCAAGAUGGGGAUGCUCGAUGAAGCGCGGAGGCUCCUUGUGCAGGCACCGGAGAGGAACGUGAUCUCAUGGACUAGCUUGAUUGCCGGCUACUCUCGUGCAGGUCGGGCUGCUGAGGCUGUGGAUUGCUUCAACAGCAUGCUUUCAGAUGGUGUCGCGCCGGAUGAGGUUACGGUGAUUUGUGUGCUCUCAGCUUGUUCGCAGCUAAAGGAUUUGGACAUUGGACGCUCACUGCACUUUCUGGUUGGGGAGAAGAAGAUCCGGAUGAGCGACAAUCUUGUUGUUGCGCUCAUCGACAUGUAUGCCAAGUGUGGUGACAUUGCCUGUGCACAGGGGAUCUUUGACGCUGUGGGAAGAGGCCAAAAGCCUGAGCCAUGGAAUGCUAUCAUUGACGGGUACUGCAAGCUUGGCCAUGUUGAUGUUGCUAGGUCUCUGUUUGAUCAAAUGGACGCCCCUGAUGUCAUCACAUUCAACUCGAUGAUCACUGGAUACAUCCACAGUGGCCGGCUUAGAGACGCAUUAGUGUUGUUCAUUCAGAUGAGGAGACACGACCUGCGCGCUGAUAAUUUUACAGUGGUGAGCCUUCUCACUGCUUGUGCAAGCUUAGGUGCACUGCCUCAGGGCAGGGCUUUGCAUGCUUCAAUUGAGCAGAGGCUGGUGGAAGAAGAUGUUUACCUUGGAACCGCACUUGUGGAUAUGUACAUGAAAUGUGGGAGGGUGGAUGAGGCAACCAUUGUGUUCCAGCGGAUGGGUGAAAGAGAUGUUCGCACUUGGAGUGCCAUGAUUGCAGGUCUUGCUUUCCAUGGGAUGGGUAAGGUUGCUCUGGAGUAUUUCUGCCAGAUGAAACACGAUGGUUUUCAGCCCAACUCAGUUACCUACAUUGCUGUUCUUACUGCAUGCAGCCACUCAUGCCUGCUUAAUGAAGGUCGAAUGCAUUUCAAUGAGAUGAGAUCGUUGCACAGGAUACAGCCUCAGAUUGAGCACUAUGGCUGCAUGAUAGAUUUGCUUGCUCGAAGUGGGCUCUUGGAUGAAGCUAUGAAUCUUGUUCAGACGAUGCCAAUGCAACCAAAUGCUGUCAUAUGGGGCUCCAUCUUGAGUGCUUGCAGAGUUCACAAAAAAAUUGACCUAGCUCGACAUGCUGCAGAGAAUCUUCUGAAGUUAGAGCCUGACGAGGAUGCUGUCUAUGUUCAGUUGUAUAACAUAUACAUAGACUCUAGACAAUGGGUAGAUGCAAAAAGGAUAAGGAUGUUGAUGGAGGAACGGGGAGUUAAGAAGACGGCAGGUUACAGUUCGAUUACUGUGGCUGGGCAGGUGCACAAGUUUGUUGUUAAUGACCAAUCACACCCUUGGAAGUUUGAGAUCAUUGCAAUGAUGGAGGAAAUUGCACACAGGCUAAAGUCUGUAGGUUAUUCACCGAUCACAUCAAAGAUAACAGUGGAUGUUGAUGAGGAAGAGAAAGAGCAAGCACUUUUAGCCCACAGUGAGAAGAUGGCAAUUGCUUUUGGUCUCAUUAGCCUUGCACCCAACUUACCGAUUCAUAUCAUGAAGAACCUGAGGGUCUGUGAGGACUGCCACUCGGCAAUCAAGUUAAUCUCCAAGCUUUGGAACCGGGAAAUCAUUGUUAGAGACCGGAGUAGGUUCCACCAUUUCCGAGACGGAACAUGUUCUUGCAAUGAUUUUUGGUGAUUUCUGUUCUGCAAGAUGUUGUUCUUGUUCCAGAGCUCAGAAGGCAAGAAGCUAAGAAUACACUAAAAGCGCAAGUGCUUCAUGUCACAAUUUGGCGUUCAGUUUCGAAUUUAUAAAUGCCUAAGGGAUAGGAACUCAGUCGUGUAUCUGCUGAAUGCUGGUUGCCGCAUUGGAACUGUACCUCUCUUCACACGGGAACAGUUGGAGCGGAUUUAUGAGGUAUUUUUGUGGAGAAAAGAGGAAAAGGAAGGUAGAGGAAGAAGAAUGAGCCCCCCUAGUUUCUAGGGCUGGCGGCUUGGCUCUGUCCCGAACACACUCCAUUUGCGCCUGGUUCCGGUGGAUUUCAAAGUGAUGAAACUGAAUGUCUCUCUAUGUGAUUCUUCAGUGUGACGCUGAUAUUAUUUCCAGCACAGCAGUUCUGCAACUUGUGUGACUUGCCCAGUACAGAAAGAGUAAAAAGGACACAACGAAAGAUAAUGGGCUGGGUGGGCCGUCUAAACUGCUCAACUAGCCAGCCCAGUCAAUCUGCACAGCUGGUGCUUCUUCCUUUGUUGGGCAGUUCAGGGGCAAAGCAGCCAAAUCAUAGCCGCCCGCCCGCCCCACUGCCGCCUGCUCGCCCGCUCCGGCGACCGCCCUCCUCCGCCCAGACCUCCCCUGCGACCUGCCGCUUGCUGGCGUCGCGCUCCGGCCUGCGCGCGCGCGUGCGGUUUGCAGCCGUUCGCCCCACGCCGGACAGCCGUUGCCUGCCAAGCACGGAGACGAAGUCCCCGCGCCCCUGCCUGGUUGCCUUGUUGCCUACCGAGAUCUUCAGUAGAGGAUGUGAGCUGUACCAACGUCUACUCGUUACCAGGUUACAUGACAGUAACAGUCAUCCAAUCGGUAUGUGAUAUUGGUGAGGAGCGCCAAAGUGAUGGGCCAAGUUAAGAUGACACUCUGCUUGACAAGAACAGUCUCCACUGUUUUUCUUCUCUGGAGGGCUUGCUGCAGACUAAUGGAAAUCGGAGAGAUGCUUGCUGCUUAGACACGUCCCCCACCAACCUGGCAAUCCUGCAAAGCUGCAUGCUGACCUCACUCCUGCAAGUUGCAGAUACCAGCAAGGAAGAGCAGAGUCCCAAGCAUCGGUGGAUCCAUCACAGUGUGCAGUUAGGCUAUUUGUGGUGAUGGCAGUGCGGGAUGUCAUUUCUUUGAACCGUAUGAUCACUGGUUUCAUUCGCAGUGGCUUUGGCGAUCGAGCUCUUGCAGUCUACAGGUGGAUGGUUGGUUCAGGCGUCAGAGAGACCCCUCAUACCUUCUCUGCAAUCCUCAGUGCGUGCAACAGCUGUGAGGGACUACAACUGCAUGGCCGGGUGCUGGCGUUGGGCCUGUGCUCCAACCCAUUUAUCGGGUCUGCGUUGGUCAAUCUCUAUAUGCGUGUUGAAAUGCCUUGUGCUGCCCUAUUGCUGUGCAAUGAGAUGACGUUGCGAAGCACAGUCAUGUCCAAUGUGGUUCUGGGUGGCUUGUGCAACCUUAAGCUGACUGAGGACCUCCUUUGUUCCCUACUUGACAUGAGACGACAUGGUUUGGAGUUGAAUGGUCUUUCCUACUGUUACGCGAUGAGAGGAUGCUAUCAAGAUGAAGAAUGGCUGGAACAAGGCAGGCAGCUUCAUGGAGUAGUUCUUAAGGCAGGGUGGGUUCCUUCAAACAUUUUCCUGUCAAACUUGCUUGUGGAUCUUUACUCAGCGACUGGAGAUUUGGUGGAUGCUAAGAAUUCACUUGAUGAUAUCCCUUCCGAGGAUGUAAUCUCAUGGAACUCCAUUGUUUCUGUUUAUGCAAGCAGAGGAUGUAAGAAGGAAGCAACUGAUUACUUGAGACAGAUGGUUUGGCACGGCAAGCUGCCCUCAGUUCGCUCCUUUGUCAGGCUCUUUGCUUUGUCUGGUCAGACUGGAGAUCUUCAAUUUGGGGUUCAGAUGCAUGGCGUUGCUCUUAAACUUGGAUUCAGUUGGAGUAGUGCGCAUGUGCAAACUUCUCUCAUUGACAUGUAUGGAAAGUGUUGCUCUUUUGAUUCUUCCUUGGCAAUCUUUAAUGAAAUCCCAAGCCUUGCACUGGAGUGCUGUAAUUCAACCAUCACAUCAUCAAUUCGCUGCAAGGUUUUUGACUCCGCAUUGGAGGUAUUGUACUGUAUGAUUGUAGAGGGAGUUGUGCCUGAUAAUGUGACUCUAUCUGCAACCAUCAAGGCCACAUCUUUGUCAGCUUCUUCAAGUUUAAUCAGUUGCGAAAUGCUGCAUUCUUGGGUCUUCAAACUGGGCUUUGAAACAGACAUGGCUGUGUGCUCCUCUUUGAUCAGCGCAUAUGCUCGAGCCGGUCAAAUGAACAGCUCCCACUUGAUAUUUGAAAGCUUGCAGGAUCCGAGUGUCAUUUGCUUCACUUCAGUAAUAUCUGCUUGCGCUCGAUAUGGAGAUGGCGCACAAGGAGUGGAGCUGUUAAAUAAGAUGGUUUCUAGGGGCCUCAAGCCCGAUGAUGUUACCUUCCUGUGCGCAAUUGCUGGAUGCGAUCAGGCAAGGCUGUUUGAAGAAGGGAGGCUGGUGAUUGAACUCAUGAGAGCAAGCCGUGAGCUGGAUCCUGAUGAAAGGCACUUUGCCUGCAUGGUUAACCUUCUCAGUCGAGAUGGUUUUGUGGAGGAGGCAAUAAAAAUGAUGGAGCACUCUCCACUACGACACUACACCAAGGCAUGGAGCUCGCUCCUACAGAGUUGCAUGGCACAUGGUGAAAAUGUGAUGGGAAAGAGAGCCGCAAAUAUGCUGAUAGAUGUGGGCCAAAAGGAUCCAGCCACCAACUUGCAGGUAUCAAAAUACUUUCACGAGAUUGGGGACACCGAAAAUGCUUCAAGGGUUAAAGCGAUGGCUAGUGGGAAAGAAGUGAAGGAGAGUGGUCACAGCUUGGUUGAGAUCAGUAACGGAAUCUAAGCAUCUGAGGUCACAAAACGUUAUGGCCUGGUUAGUUGUUUCGCUUGUUUGAACAUCACAAGAAGGUCCUAUUACCAACCUACAAGUCAUCCUUCCUUACAUACCGCGUUGGUGUUGCGGUGCUCUCUGUGUUGCCACAAGGUGCCUUUGGAUGUUGUUGCAUACCUCAAUCCAGUGGCUACAUCACAUAUCUGCUUGCUGCCUGGCAAUUGAAGCUCUGUUUGUUCUUUCAGAUCUGAAUCUUGAGGGAUGCUUCUUACAG